Messenger RNA from Megalobrama amblycephala (Wuchang bream), 1844 nucleotides. Its product is annotated as angiopoietin-related protein 3-like. Gene Ontology annotation, biological process: phospholipid catabolic process; cholesterol homeostasis; phospholipid homeostasis. The coding region runs from base 61 to 1398 and encodes 445 amino acids. The transcript has 7 exons. NCBI's taxonomy places the organism in Eukaryota, Metazoa, Chordata, Actinopteri, Cypriniformes, Xenocyprididae. The record is from RefSeq and is a predicted model, not a curated record.
AAACUGGGGGCGUUUUACUCUAGUGAGGACCAUAGCAAUCUUAGUGUCAAAGAAACAACCAUGUUGCUGCUUUUACUGUCAUUCCUUCUGGUUUCGUCUCAGUCUCAUUCCUUCCUUACAGAACCCACCUCGCCUGAACAUCAGACGGAAACUCGGUUAAACUUUGCAGCUUUGGACGAAGUUAGGCUUUUGGCAACUGGCCUCCUACAGCUGGGCCAUAGCCUGAGGGACUUUGUACAGAAUACCAAGAACCAGAUCAAUAAUAUUUUCCAAAAGCUCAAUAUCUUCGACAAAUCCUUCUACCAACUUUCUGUGCUGACCAGCGAAAUUAAGGAGGAGGAGGAAGAACUGAAGAAGACCACUGUGAUCUUAAAGGCAAAUAAUGAGGAAAUAAAGGGUCUGUCACUGGAAAUCAACUCUAAAGUGGAAGAUAUUAUAAAAGAGAGGAAUCAUCUGAGGAGACAGGUGGGAGGCUUGGAGGAGAAGUUAAGUGGUCUGUCCCAGAGUUUGCUCUCAGCUGAGCAGGUGGCAGAAAUCUCCACACUCAAGGAGAUAAUCCAGACCCAGGAAAAGAGCAUCACAGAUCUGCUGAAGGCUGUGAAUGAACAAAGUGAGCAGCUCAACAACCAAAGGACCAAGAUCAAAGGCCUGGAAAAUAAACUCAGCAUCCAGGAAACUGCUGAAAAGAACCGCCAAACCAACAGCCUCUCAGGAUACCUUCCAUACUUCACAUCCGAUGGGAGCUUCUCAAGUAAUCUUCCAAAAGACUGCGGCGAGGUCUUCAGCCGAGGACAGAAAUUCAGCAGCCUGUAUGCUAUUAAACCAUAUGAGUCAGAAACCUUUCUUGUAAAUUGUGAAUUCACCGAGGAGGGAGUGUUCACUGUCAUCCAGCGCAGACAUGACGGCUCUGUAGACUUUGACCAGUCCUGGGAGAAGUAUGAGGAUGGAUUUGGAGACUUUAGCAGUGAGUUCUGGCUGGGACUGAAGAAGAUCUAUGCCAUUGCCCGUCAGGGACAUUCUCUCCUGCACGUCCAGAUAGAGGACUGGAGAAAGGAGAAACAUUUCAUGGCUUAUCAGUAUAUCCUGGAGGAUGCUGCCUCCAACUACACCAUCCAUCUGAAACUGCAGUCGGCUGAAUCCAGCUCUGCUGUGGACGAACUCACUGGCUUCAGGUUCUCCACUAAAGACCACAACGAUGGAAACCAUGAUCCAAACUGUGCCCAAGAUUACACAGGUGGGUGGUGGUUUAGCAUUUGCGGUGACAUUAACCUGAAUGGCAAGUGUAUUCAGAGCAGACCUCGUAAAAAGGGAACCCACUGGAAACCUGGCAGGGGAACCACCAGCUUCAAGGCCUCAAAAAUCUCCAUUAGUCAUCUCACAAAGCCACAAACCCCUUAAUAUCAACAGUAUGUGCAGAAACACAGAAUGGGAUUAUCAGAGCUCCGAUACACAUUCAUGCUGUAUACUGGUUUUUACAAAGUAACCUUUUAAUAGACAUGGCAAUGUUUGUUGAGUAUGCAUAUAAAUAAAUAUGAUGAAGUAAAAAAGUAAAAAUGUGACAUUUACAUUAUAAUUAGGCCACUGGACUCCAUAUGAUUCAGUUUCUCCACCAGUCAUCUUAAUUACAUUGCAAUGAGUCCAACCAUGUAGGAAACCUCUCAUUUAACCUUGUGAGAGCCAGUUUCAUCCAUGUGUUUAAGUGAGUCACAUUGACUUCAAGAUGUCAUCAGCUGCACAGCAUGUCAUUUGCUAUUUUUGAACUACUUCCAAUAAAUAUUUUCUAUUCAUUAUUUUAUUAUAACAUUAAAUUCAAAAUUAUAUUUCAAAUAAAGUAUUUAAAUGAA